Melanaphis sacchari is the source of this 743-nucleotide messenger RNA. RefSeq names its product probable pseudouridine-5'-phosphatase. NCBI's taxonomy places the organism in Eukaryota, Metazoa, Arthropoda, Insecta, Hemiptera, Aphididae. The transcript has 4 exons. The coding region runs from base 9 to 728 and encodes 239 amino acids. Gene Ontology annotation, molecular function: phosphatase activity. The record is from RefSeq and is a predicted model, not a curated record.
UUCCGAUAAUGAAUAUACCGAUAUUUAAACCUGUGACACACGUCAUUUUUGGUUUGGAUGGAACGCUAUUAGAUACGGAGAGGAUUCAUAGAAAAAUGUUUACAAGAAUCGCCAAUGGUUAUGGUAAAGUAUUUCCCGAUGAUUUGAGUUUAAAAAUUCUUGGAAAACAAGAAAUGGAUAUUGCUAAUUAUAUAAUCAACACAUUGCAACUUAAUUUGACACACGAAGAAUUAAUACAAAAAGUUCGCGACGAGGAAGAAAAAACACUAAAAAACGCAAAACUCAUGUAUGGAGUUGAAGACCUUUUGGAGCAUUUCCAUCAACAGAAAAUUCCUAUGGCGGUGGCAACAAGUUGCUCAGAGGAUAGUUACCGAUUGAAAACUGAUCACUUGAAAGAUAUAUUUUCAGUAUUCCAUCACGUAGUCACAGGUUCUUCUGACCCAGAAGUAAAAAACGGCAAGCCAGCACCAGACAUAUUUAAAGUAUGUGCUUCCAGAUUUCCGGGGAAUCCUAUGAACAGUGAGUUUCUGGUGUUUGAUAACUCACCAAAUGGAGUGACUGCGGCUUCAGCGGCUGGUAUGCAAGUGAUCAUGAUACCUGAUCCUAUAUUGUCAGUAUGGCAUAACAUGUCGAGCGCCAACGCUACGUAUGUAUUGAACUCCUUGGAAGAUUUUCGUCCGGAAAUGUUUUCAUUACCACCAUAUUCCACUAGUUCAGACUUUUGUUAGGUUUAAGUAUUUAUC